Annulohypoxylon maeteangense is the source of this 1818-nucleotide messenger RNA. Its product is annotated as DHH phosphoesterase. The record is from RefSeq and is a predicted model, not a curated record. NCBI's taxonomy places the organism in Eukaryota, Fungi, Ascomycota, Sordariomycetes, Xylariales, Hypoxylaceae. Gene Ontology annotation, molecular function: exopolyphosphatase activity. The transcript has 2 exons. Bases 376 to 1701 code for a protein of 441 amino acids. Gene Ontology annotation, cellular component: cytoplasm.
GUGAGGUAGGAGGUAUGAGAUCCUUGGGUAGAGGCGUGAGCCUCGCGAUCGGGAAGGCGCACGCAUGCAAAGAGCGUGUUGGCUGAGACCUGGUGAGCGGUUGCCAAAUCGGGGGGUGAGGUUGAAAUGGUGGGGUUGUAGAUCGCGCUAAGCCUUCUUCGGCUAUGGUAAGUCGCCCGAACGACUUCCGGGAACUAAGAACCCGCUAUAAUAUAGCAGGUACACCCUAACGCUGCUGAUUUUUCAGGGCAAUUGCGGGUCUGCAGAAAUAGCAAACGGCGGUAGGUACAAAUGACGUUAACGUCCGCAAAAAUAUUAAAAAUAGAUACUCUCGAAGAUUGGCAACAGUAGGUAAUAUAAUAAUAUGACAAACACAUGUGGUACACAAAGUACGCCGCAAAAAUACUGCCUCAACAAAUGCUACCGCAGAGAUCUCUACAGGCUUUUCUAACGGCGGCCCGCGCGACUCUCACGGCUCCGCCUCUCUCGCGCUCCGGGCCGCUGCAUUUCGUUGUCGGGAACGAAUCCGCUGACCUCGACUCCCUAUGCUCGACGCUCUUGCUGGCGUACUUCCGCAGCCACACGCCGCCACAUAUCUUACACGUGCCGCUAUGCCAUCUCCCACGCGAGGACCUCGCGCUGCGGCCCGAGUUCGGGGCGGUUCUGAAGUGCGCUGGUGUCACGGUAGAUGAUGUGCUGACGUUAAGCGAGAUGCUGCCGAUGAAGGGUCGGGGGCGGGCAGCGGUUGAGAAGGGGGUGCUGAAGCCGGAGGACACGAGGUGGUUGCUUGUCGACCACAAUGUUUUGACUGGGAGGCUUGGAAAGGAUUUUGGUGAUAGGGUUAUUGGGUGUAUCGACCAUCAUGACGACGAGGGCGUCGUGCCGAAGGAUGCGGAACCACGGGUUAUUAAGAAGACCGGGAGCUGUAUGAGUCUGGUUCUGGAGCAGUGUCGUGAGACAUGGGAUGAAAUGGCGAGCCGCGGGAAACUCAUACCGAAUAAGUCGGAGAUCAACGAGCAAUUGGCGUAUUUAGCGCUCGCGCCGAUCCUGAUCGAUACGUCGAAUUUGAAAAACAAGGAUAAGACUACGGAGAAUGAUGUGCGCGCGGUUGGGCUUGCGGAGCGGUGGAUCCUGUCGUCGCGGGCCGAGCAAGCUGCUACACGGCUGUUGCCUACCUCCCCUAUAUCCACCAGCACCUACGACCGCGAUAGCUUCUUCGCUGAAGUAUCCGCCCUUAAGGAGGACAUCUCGCAGUUGGUGGUCCGCGAUAUCCUACGCAAAGAUUACAAGGAGUGGACCGAGGGCAGCCUCAAGCUGGGCACCUCGUCCGUGCCGCAGUCUUUCACGUUUCUUAUCAAGCAUGCAGGCACUAGGCACGCGUUGUCGGGGGCGGUGAACGACUGGAUUGUUAGGAAUAAGUUAGAUGUUUUGGCGGUGCUGACGACGUCAAAGGACGAUAAAGGGGUUUUUAGGAGGGAAUUGAUGGUGUGGGUUAAGAGUUUGCCGUAUGCGCUGAGUGCGGUGAAGGGGUUUAUGGAGGGAGAAGGGAGGGAGAAACUGGGGCUUGUGACUUGGGGAGAGGGGAUGCUGGAUGAGGUCGAUGCGAAGGGGAGUUGGAAGAGGUGUUGGAGGCAGGAGAAGGUGGAAUUCAGCAGGAAGCAGAUCGCGCCUAUGCUGAGGGAUGUGUUGAGAGGGGUUUGAAGGGUUGGUGUGAUGGGUUUUAUGAGCGAGGAAAUUGGCUGUUUGGCUGGAUAGUAAGCAUGCAUAGCAUUGUUGAAAUAGAAUUAGUAGACGUUCAAUACACAUAGAUUUUAUUCA